Molecule: messenger RNA, 3017 nt
Organism: Oryza sativa Japonica Group (Japanese rice)
Lineage: Eukaryota; Viridiplantae; Streptophyta; Magnoliopsida; Poales; Poaceae
Source: RefSeq, a predicted model, not a curated record
ACCACCGAUAAUUAUAACAAUAUGUUACCAACUAAUUACCAAAAUCCUCUAUAUUCAUAUGUUUCUUACAUUCAACCUACUCAUUACCAACUAAUUACCAAAAUCCUCUAUAUUAAUUUGUUUUUUUACAUUCAAACUACUCAAUACCAACUAAUUAUUCAAACUACUCACUACCAACUAAUUAACAAUAUCUAAUUAUUACCAACUAAUUAGCUAAAUCACCAGGUAAAGACUAUAUAAGAUGAGCUAGUUAUUAGUGUUAAUUGCACAAACCAUGUCUACCUCUACUGUCAUUACAGCGGUGUUUCUGUUAUACCUUGUUUUCCCCGUGCAAUCAGUAGAGUUCUUCAAGAGUGUUGGGUGGGCUCCAUAUCAUGUUUUGGAUUACGACUUCUUCAGAAACAGUUACUAUGUCAAUUUUUACAUGUUUCGAGACGAUGUAAUUGCUACCUCAAGUCAGCUACAGAUUGAUAAUAGGUAUAUCCUUAGCGAACAAACUCCCAAUCGUGCGCCAGUAGAUUGGAAGAUGGGACAUCUGAUUGGGAGAGGGGAUGACAAUGCAAUGUUGUCAAUCCGAGCAGAUAACUUGUAUGUAACCGGAUUUGCCAACAGAACCGGUCAUUGGCAUGUAUAUCCAAAGUUUGCAGAUCAAAUUCCCGAACCCAAAACACUCCUGACUUUUGGAGACGACUACCAUUCUCUUCUAGGUGAUGGUUCCAGCCAAAAUCUACCCAAAAUAAAUCUCGGACUGCAUGCCACAUUAAAUGCCAUCGAGACUUUGUCCAACUACCAGCCAUCCUCAGAUAACACGGCCAUCAAAAUAGCAUUAACCACGCUAAUUGUUACCCUGCCAGAAGCCGUACGUUUCCGGCCUAUCCGAUACCGGUUAUUGGAUGGAUGGUUUACAGGGACUCGUCUUACUAGUCAUUUGGCAAAGGAAGUGGUUAGCUGGCGAGACAUGUCCUGUGCUGUCCUUAUUUUUGACAAGUAUGGAAGGUGGUGGGCAAGUGCAGAGGCCGGAAUAUUGCAGGGGAAGUUCCAGAUUCGAAGCAAAUUUGAUACCCUCCAAUACCUUGAUGUGGUGCUUUGGCCUAGACCUAAGAAAUGCUCCCUACCAAUCUUAGAUGACCAACAUAUUCAGCAGAUUAGGGCACGGAUGGAUAGGAGGGGGCAAGGAAGAGGUUAAUUUGUAGCCCCUGAUUAACUGCUAUCUAUAUGGAAUAGCUUGUUGAGAAAUUUCCUUUUCAUAUACAAUAAUGUUGGUGAAUGAAUCUUCUCAUAUCAGUUGCAUUUUCUGUGUUUGUGCAUGUAUAUUUUUCAUUCAUUUUCAAAGACUCUGCAUUCUACAAUGAUAUACUACCCUUUAAACAAAAAAACACUAACCUUUGGAUUCGCUAAAUCACGCAUUCAACGCCCCCCAACCCCUUCUCCUCGAUCUUCCUUCUCCCGACCUCACCGCCGGCAAGGCCGCCCCCAGCUGCUACUGCGCCACCUCAAUCCCCAGCGACAUGGGACGGAUGGUACUGCACGAGUCGCUCGACGGCGCGGGGGGCGCGACCCCGGGAGGGAACGAAGCAGCAGCAUGUCGGGCGGGCGGCUCGACACCAGCGUCGCCAACAACCCAACCGGUGACCGGACCUCGCAUGCGCCGCGCUCUGCGUCGCCGCAGCCGCAGGCCGCAGCGGACGACUGGCUCGCUCGUCUCCCGAUCCUGCGUGCUGCUCCCCCAUCGGACAACUACCCUUCUUGUUUGCGCCCACCGGUGCGCCGCCUGAUCACGUCUUCUUCGACCACCUCGGCUGUUCCAUCUACAUCCACAAGAUACACUGAAGAUGAAGAUGAUAUGAUUGGCUUUACUGGUUUUUACAAUGUGGAUAUUUUCUUUUCACAUGAUCCCAACAGCCUUCCUAGGGGUUAUGAGAAACACAAAAACAAGUUGGGCAAAGAACCACAUAUUAUGACAUCAAAGUCACUUCAGAGCUCUGUAUAUCAGUAUGUCCUUAUCUCAGAUUAAAUCUGCUGCCACUAUUUUGAAAAAAAAGCUGCUUGAGAGAAUGAUUUGGAAAUGAAGCUCGCACACGGGGACAGUACCUCUCCGAGGAAAUGAAGAUAGCAUGGCCUCAAUCCCGCCCACCAACCAACUGAUCAAGUCAAAAACACCUGAAUUUGGUGGCAGCAAACCCGUAUGCAAAAAUCAAUUUUUUUUCAAGCGGGCCUCUUAACAGGCCCUGUCUGCCACUAAGCUGCCUGCCAAUCCCCUCUCUCUUAAAUAUUAUAAGUCCUCGUCGUCUCCUCUCCUCCCCCGACUCCACCUUCCUCCACUUCAUGGUUCAGGCAGUGGUGCUUCGGGCGGAGGCAGCGGUCAGCGCAUUGGGUGGUGGAGGAGGCGAAGGCGGUGGCGGCGUCAAGCGCUCUGGGAGGUGGUGAAGGCCGCAGCAGUGUUAGGUGCUCCGGAGGUGGUGAAAGCAGCGGUGACGGCAGCCACUAGAAGGACAGAUCCACCGCCAUGGCCUCGAAAGGGGUACAUCCAGUCGUGGGGAGGGCGACAACGAAGGGGAGUUUGGGAGGAGCACACGGGGAUGGCAGCGGCUGUGGGAGUUCGGUAGGGAUGACAGCGGACCCAAUGGCUCGGGAGCGGUCAAUGCCAGUGUCAGGAGAGGCCUAUCCACCGCUCUCGGCCUCGGGAAGACAGCUCCGCCACUGGAGAUCUUUGGAGCGACAAUGACACCGGUGGCUUCGGGCGCGACGAUGGUGGCAGUGGCGGCCUCGAGCGAUGACAAUGGUGGAUCUAGACGCGACGCGUGGAAGACGCCUUUGGGACCUAGAGUUUAUGAUUAUUUAUUUUGUUUAAAAAUCUUUUUUAGUCGGGCCGCAUAAUAUGCCCGCCUUUGAAAAUUCCAUUUUCGUGAUCAGUUAUAAUGCUCGUACGGAGAAAUCCUUAUCCCUAUAGACAUCUGGGUGUAGGCGGCAUUUUAGCCGUUUGGAAAGAUUAUUUAUGUAGUAGUGUGCUUCUUCUA